Messenger RNA from Stylophora pistillata, 2059 nucleotides. RefSeq lists its product as uncharacterized. The record is from RefSeq and is a predicted model, not a curated record. Lineage: Eukaryota; Metazoa; Cnidaria; Anthozoa; Scleractinia; Pocilloporidae.
UUAGCUCUCAUAUUAAAUGGCGUACUUCUUGUGAAGGUUUCCCCUCCCAGAUGGGCGGGUAAACUGCUGUGAAAUACGGCAUAAAUAGACAUUUGACAGACUUAAAAGAGUGGUGAACGACUGGUUCUGGUUGCUGUAUCGACGAAGUUGACUAUGGCCAAACUUUUCCUUGUACUAGUUGUAUCUGUUGUUCUGUGGAUGGAAAUGUCAGCCGAUGAAGUAGAAAAUAAAGCAGACAACAUGGCCAAAGCUAUUGAACAACAAAACAAGAAAGUUGAAGAGGAAAGUGAAGCUAUGGAGAAAGCGAUCGACAACAAAGGAAAACUUGUUGAUGCCAAGGACGAGGAAGAUAGAUUUGAAAAAGCUAGUGAAAAUAUGGCUGCUGUAGGAGAUGCCGCUGAGAAGAAACUAGAUCAGAAAGCCAAUUUAGUUGACAAAAUUGCCGAUGAUACUAAUACAGCCAUUGAAAACCAAGGGAAGAAGGUUGAAGCACUAGCUUCUGGGGCAGACCUGGCCGAAGAUCGUACAAGCAAACUAGUGGAGAAAAUUGGCAAUGACAUCGAAAAAAAGAUAAAGAGUACUGAGGAGUCGUCGAAACCUAAAUCCCGGAUGAGUAUUUCAUAUACCGUCCCACUGACUCGUGAGGCGUCCGCUGACCAGAUGUCAGAGAGAAACAAAUAUAACGAACAGAUUAGAUCCAAUAAAGACGCAGAAAGGACUUACCCGUGGCCCGCUCGUCAAGAAUUACAAGGAUACAUUCCAGACUUCCAUAGUGACGAGGAUCAGGAAACUACAAGUGACAUGAGUCUGAAGCCAUUUAAAGAAAGCAACGCAGAAGUCGACCAUGAUGCUUUGUCAGACGAGGGUUUCACGGAAACCCCCGGCUUACGUCGGCGCAUUUCCAAGAUGUCUUACGCUCCCCGAAGUCAGCAGCCUCCUGCAGAAAGCGUUCUCCUCUCAAAUCAUCUAGUCAGCUUUCCUCAUCACAAGCGACUUGGCAGGCAUCGCCAUCAUUUCAAGGGAUAUGGCCAGCAAAUAAGAAAGAUGGGAUUGGUUCAACCUACCUCUAAAAGUAGCGAGACAGGUUUGCUUGUGUUACCAAGCGGUGGGCCCAAUAAACUGUCUGAAGACAUUAGGAUACAAUUAGAGGACGACCAGUUAUUGAAGAAAGCGGCCAAACAGGCUUUUAACAAUGAUGAAGACUUGGAUGUAACGCAAGAACUUGGAAAAACCUCGGCUGAGAACAAUAUGGAGAGACAGUGGAUGAAAAUAAACUCUAUAGGUAGUCCUGAAAUGUUACUCAACUGGCCGCGCACAAGCAAGAAACUGGGCUCCAUCGGUCACCAGCAGGUCAGCGUUGUGAGUCCAGGUGAAGUUGAUCUACUUCAAACAGAAUACCCAGACUAUCCAAGGCCGAAAGCUAUGGGAUCUGAGCUUUCUGGAAUCGUAAGGAGUAGGAUAAGUGGAAAAACAAAACCGAAGAACGGCGUCAAGAGAAUUUAAGGUCUGAAAUUCUGUGGAAGAAGUCGACUAGGAGCUGAAGAUUGAAACCACAGAGGAGUAGAAUCAGUGUUGUACGGGGUCAGCAGAUUUUCACGGGAUAACUCAGUUAGAAUUUCUUUUGUGGUCACCUUGGAAGGCUAGUCAGAUUUUCCCUGACUAUACUUUAAAGUUAGAUUAUUCCAUAAGAGAAGUGAGCUAUACCUUCCAUUUAAGGAGCUCACACUAAGAUCUUUUCUAAAACUGGUGCCCGAGUAACGCUCGAAUUGAAAUGCUUUAUCAGUUGUUAAAAAUGCUUUUUUGACAAUCCUUUAAACUAUAAGUUAUCAAGCGACAAAGUGAAUUAAUAUAAUCGACACAGUGAAAUCUUCAAGUAACAGAAAUCAUUCUGUCAUUGUGGAAGUAAAAGCACGUUCACUAAUUUUACCCUUAAUUAUACAGCUUGAAGACUGUUCAAUUACUAUUCAACACUACAAAGAGCAUAAAACGCGGAACGUUAACCCUGAAUGUUACUACUUGAGCAAUAGAUAACGAAUUAAAAUGAAGCUUCCUCUAGUAA